GCCCCGCCCGUCCCCGCCAUGGCGGCGGCCUUCACCCUCCUCCGCCGCCUGCUCGGGGUUUUUUUCCUGCUGGCGGGCGCCGUGAAGCUCUCGGACCGGCUCUCGGCCGAUCUGCACCGGCACAUGAAGUCGCAGUUCGUGCGGUUCGCCGAGGUCUUUCCCCUUUCAGAGUUCGGGCUGGUGCCGGAGCCGGGCCGGUACCUGGAGGUGGUGGGCUGGGUGGAGGUGGUGGCCGGGCUGCUGCUGGCGUUCGGGCCCCAGCUCCUGCAGGAGAUCAGCAACUUCGUCCUCAGCGUCGUCAUGAUCGGUGCCAUCUACACGCUGCUGGUGCUGCGGGAGCCCCUGGCCAUGUGCGCCCCGGCCACCCUCUGCCUCGGCCUCCUCCUGCUGCUCAACAUCCGCGGGCACGCAGAACCCCCCAAGCCCAAGUUCGAGUGACCGGAGGCAGGAAGGACAGACGGCUCUGCCGGCAGGAAUCCACGCCCUUACGUUAUUUUGGGGGACGGCAUUGCUUCCCGUGGGGUAACUCGCUGCUCAGGCGCAUUGUGUCCUCUCCUGCCGCUGCCGGGGUUGUCCCCAUGCUGGUGCUGGUUGUCCCCAUGCUGCGGGACCCAGACUGGUGCUUUGGGACGGUGGCAGUGGCACCACCGCUGCCCCAGCAGCCCCAUUGCUAAACUCGCAGAAAGUGUCUGCCUCUUCCCAGCACUCGGCCACGCCGGGCUGGGGCUGGCUCUGCUCUCUGGGGGGCUUUUUUAUUUGGGAAUAAAGCCUCUUAUUUUUCACA
Molecule: messenger RNA, 784 nt
Organism: Tyto alba (common barn owl)
Lineage: Eukaryota; Metazoa; Chordata; Aves; Strigiformes; Tytonidae
Gene: TMEM35B
Product: transmembrane protein 35B
Exons: 3
Coding region: 19-438 (139 amino acids)
Source: RefSeq, a predicted model, not a curated record